Messenger RNA from Ricinus communis (castor bean), 1806 nucleotides. RefSeq names its product cytochrome P450 71B36. Gene Ontology annotation, molecular function: monooxygenase activity; heme binding; oxidoreductase activity, acting on paired donors, with incorporation or reduction of molecular oxygen. NCBI's taxonomy places the organism in Eukaryota, Viridiplantae, Streptophyta, Magnoliopsida, Malpighiales, Euphorbiaceae. The record is from RefSeq and is a predicted model, not a curated record. The coding region runs from base 74 to 1588 and encodes 504 amino acids. The transcript is spliced from 2 exons.
AAUUUGAAGAUCAAUCAUCAAGAACUGCACAAGCAAAAAAGAGAAAAAAAAAUAAUAAUAAUAAUUGCCUCUAAUGGCUCUCUUUACUCUACCUCUGUGGCUUUCUCUUCUCCUACUUCUGCCAUUGUUUCUCAUCUUUCGAAAGAAGGGUGAUAAGAAACAUCUCCCACCAAGCCCUCCUAAGCUUCCACUUCUAGGAAACUUGCACCAACUCGGCAAUGAAUUGCAUCAUAUGUCUUACUGGAAAUUGUCGAAGAAAUAUGGUCCUGUUAUGCUUCUUCAUCUUGGUAAAUUAAAGACAGUUGUAGUGUCUUCUGCAGAAGCAGCAAAAGAGGCUUUUAAAGUUCAUGAUCUUGCAUGUUCAAGCAGACCACUUUUAGAUGGUUCUGGUAGACUUUCUUAUAAUUAUUUUGAUGUUGCUUUUGCACCUUAUGGUGAACAUUGGAGAAACAUGAGAAAACUGAUUAUUCUUGAACUUUUUAGCUUGAAAAGAGUACAGUCCUUUCGACCCAUUAGAGAAUAUGAAGUUGGGGUGCUAAUGGGUAAAUUAGCAGAAGCAGCAGCUUCUUCUACUCCUGUUAAUCUUACUGACAUGUUAUUUGCACUUAUUGCAAAUAUCACUUUGAAAAUGUCUUUCGGGUUUGAAUAUAGAGGCAGUGACUUUGACAAAGAAAGAUUUCAUGAAGUUGUUCAUGCAACUGAAGCCAUUUUAGGUAGCUAUGCUUUUAGUGAACUUUUCCCAGGUAUAGGUUGGUUGAUUGACAGAAUAAAUGGCCGCUAUGCAAAGACUGAAAGAGUUUUUCGUGAGUUGGAUAAAUUCUUUCAGCAUAUCCUUGAAGGUCAUCUUAAACCAGGAAGACAAAAGCAGGGUGAUGACAUGAUCGAUGUGCUUUUGGGUAUAGAGAAGGAACAAACUGAACGUGGAGGUCAAGUUGAGUUCACUAAAGUCAAUAUCAAAGGAGUUCUCAUGAAUUUAUUCGUGGGUGGAGUGGACACUUCUGCAAUUACUUUGAACUGGGCAAUGGCAGAACUAAUGAAGAAUCCAAGAGUGAUGAAGAAAGCACAAGAUGAAGUUAGAAAAGCUAUUGGAGACAAAGGAAAGGUGACAGAAGCUGAUCUUGGAAAGCUUGGGUACAUCAAUAUGAUAAUAAAAGAAACUUUCAGAAAGCAUCCUCCUGUCCCAUUACUAAUUCCAAGGGAAACCAUCUCUGAAAUUAAACUCGAUGGUUAUGUAGUUCCAGCCAACACAAUGUUGCAAGUCAAUGUCUGGGCAAUUGGACAUGAUCCCAAAUACUUUAAGGAUCCUGAGGAGUUCUACCCCGAAAGAUUUGCAGAGAGCCCUAUUGAUUAUAAAGGAAGUCAUUUUGAGUUAUUGCCAUUUGGAGCUGGAAGAAGAAUGUGUGUAGGGAUGCAUGUAGGAGAAAUGAACAUUGGGAUUGUCCUUUCAAAUCUCUUGUACUGUUUUGACUGGAAAUUGCCUGAUGGGAUGACAAGGGAAAAUCUCAACAUGGAUGAGAUGGACCAUGUUGCUCUUACUGUUACUAAGAAGGUACCUCUUUCACUUGUUCCUGUCAAGUACAAUCCAUGAAUAUUGCUUGAGCUGGCUAUAUAUAUAUUUUAGAUAAAAAGUGCACGAUGUGCAUCUAAUAAAUGUAUGGAUGUAAUGUGUCUGUAUCAUGUAAUGUUUUUGAAGUUUUUGUUGCUUCUUCUUCCUCCAAGUUCCAGCAAUUUAGCUUUGCGUUGUAUAAAUAGCUUUUGUACUGCUGUAAGCAGAUAUUCAAAAUAAAGCAUUUGCUAUAUAAAGUA